AUGAACAACGUGGUGUACAUGUUCCGUUGUCGCGACUCCGCUCUUACGGUACGAGGGAAAAUCAACGGUGUGGUGUUGGACUCCUGUACCAAGUGCGCUGUUGUUUUCGACAACCUCGUCUCCAGCGUCGAGUUUGUCAACUGCCAGUCAGUACAGAUGCAGGUUCUGGGCAAGGUCCCUACAAUCUCUAUCGACAAGACGGAUGGUUGUCAGAUCUACCUGUCCCAGGAGUCGCUUGACGUGGAGAUAGUUUCAUCCAAGUCUUCUGAGAUGAACGUCCUGGUGCCCUCAGCCAGCGGAGAUUACUCGGAGUAUCCAAUCCCGGAACAAUUCAAGACUCUGCUGAACAAGCCGCCGACCGGUCUCACGACAACGCCAGUCGAAAAUAAGGGCUAA
This is a messenger RNA of Danaus chrysippus (African queen), 396 nucleotides long. Lineage: Eukaryota; Metazoa; Arthropoda; Insecta; Lepidoptera; Nymphalidae. The record is from the annotation of a GenBank genome assembly.